Molecule: messenger RNA, 2064 nt
Organism: Fusarium mangiferae
Lineage: Eukaryota; Fungi; Ascomycota; Sordariomycetes; Hypocreales; Nectriaceae
Exons: 4
Coding region: 1-2064 (687 amino acids)
Biological process (GO): trehalose catabolic process
Molecular function (GO): alpha,alpha-trehalase activity
Source: RefSeq, a predicted model, not a curated record
AUGCCGUCUCCACGACAUAUCGCUGCGGCUUUGGCUGCAUCAGCGACAACCGUUUCUGCUCUAUACGUGAAUGGCACAGUCGUUGCGCCCUGCGACUCACCAAUUUACUGCCAUGGAGAUAUUCUCGAGCAGGUUGAGCUUGCCCAACCCUUCAGCGACUCCAAGACCUUUGUUGAUAUGCCAGCUAUUCGUCCUCUGAGCGAGAUCCAGGAUGCUUUCGACAAGUUGGAUAAGCCGCUGCGUAACAAUUCGGCCCUCACGGAGUUUCUCAGUGACUACUUUGCCGAUGCUGGUGGUGAGCUCGAGGAAGUCCCUGAAGAUGAGCUUGAAACAGAUCCCAAGUUCCUCGACAAGAUCAACAACACUGCCAUCAAGGAAUUCACACAAAAGGUCAUCGAUAUUUGGCCUGACCUGACUCGUCGCUACGACCAAGACUCCAAGAACUGCAGUGAUUGCCCCAACAGUUUCAUCCCCGUCAACCGAUCCUUCGUCGUUGCUGGUGGUCGUUUCCGCGAGCCUUAUUACUGGGAUUCGUACUGGAUCAUCGAGGGUCUACUUCGAACUGGUGGCUCUUUCAUCAACAUUGCAAAGAACACGAUCGAGAACUUCCUUGAUUUCAUUGAAGAGUACGGCUUCGUCCCCAAUGGCGCUCGUAUCUACUACCUCAACCGAUCUCAGCCUCCUCUGCUGUCUCAGAUGAUCAAGGCUUAUAUCGAGCACACCAACGAUACUGAUAUUCUUGAGCGUGCCCUGCCUCUGCUUGUGCAGGAGCAUGAGUUCUUCAUGACGAACCGUUCGGUUCCGGUCUACAUCAACAAUGAGACUUACUACCUCAACACAUAUAAUGUUUCCAACACUCGACCACGACCCGAGUCUUACCGGGAAGACUAUGUUACUGCAAACAACAAGUCUUACUACUCACCAUCCGGUGAGGCUUACAGCGGUGGUGAAGAACUCAACUUCAAGACAAAGGAGGCUCUGUACGGAAAUCUCGCCAGUGGUGCUGAGAGUGGUCUCGACUAUUCAGUUAAGUGGGUGGCCAGACCCGAUGAUGCUAUUCGCGACAAUUACUUCCCUCUCAGAUACCUCAACACUAGAAACAUCAUCCCUGUUGAUCUCAACUCGAUCUUGUACGGAAACGAGAUCGCCAUCGCUGAGUUCUAUGAGCAGACAGGCAACAGCAGUGCCAGCCGUCAAUGGCGCGAAGUCGCUGCCAACCGCAGCUUUGCCAUGCAUGCCUUCAUGUGGAACGAGACCCAUUGGAGCUACUUCGACUACAACUUGACUUCCAAGGCACAGUCGAUCUUUUACCCAACCGACAACAAUACUGCAGAGAUUGACAAGGAGAAUGCUCCCAAGGGCAAGCAGGUCUUCUUCAGCCCUACCCAGUUCUACCCCUUCUGGCUGGGUGCUGCUCCCGACUAUCUCAAGAAUAACCCAUAUGCUGUCCUCAAUGCUUACAAGCGUGUCUCGUACUAUCUGGAUACCCGUCAGGGUGGUAUUCCUGCGAGUAAUGUCGAGUCGGGACAGCAGUGGGAUCAGCCUAAUGUCUGGCCUCCACUGAUGCACAUCCUCAUGUCAGGGCUUGAAAAGGUCCCUGCAACAUUUGGCAUCAUGGAUCCUUCUUUCAUCGAGGUCCGUAGACUGGCUCUGCGUCUCGCCCAGCGAUAUCUGGACUCAACUUUCUGCACUUGGCGCGCAACUGGAGGAACAACUUCAGAUCUGCCCCGAAUCCAGUCAGCGGCUGAGGGGGCUGAUGGCAUCAUGUUUGAGAAGUACGCCGACAACGCUACCAACGUUGCAGGAGGCGGCGGUGAGUACGAAGUCGUUGAGGGCUUCGGCUGGACCAACGGUGUGCUCAUCUGGGCUGUUGAUGAGUUUGGCAACAGACUGAAGCAGCCUCAGUGCAACUUCGCUGGGGACUCUUCUAAUGAGCGUCGUGACACCAGCAGCGCUGUCAUGUUGCAUGCCCGCGAUGCUGCCCGCGUCAAGAAGUUUGGCAACAGGAAGAGGGCCGCUGAGAAGGCUACCCAUAAGAGGUCAAGCCGUCUGUUUCACUUCUAA